GAUAAUAAUCCUGACAAAAAUAAAAAAACUCCUACUUCUACUAUUCCUAACUCAGUUAAAGAGUAUUUUCGCGAAAACAAGGGGGAUAAUAAAACCAAAAAAACAUUCAAAAAAACUGAUGUUCCAAAAUUGCACGGUUUAGAAAAUUAUUUGAAAACCAAAGGAAUAACAAAACUUUCUGAGGAGGAAUUAAAAAAUAGUUCUAGUACUAAUUCCUCUACUGGCAAAGAUAAUAAAACCAAAUAUUGA
Funneliformis geosporum is the source of this 249-nucleotide messenger RNA. Lineage: Eukaryota; Fungi; Glomeromycota; Glomeromycetes; Glomerales; Glomeraceae. The record is from the annotation of a GenBank genome assembly.